This is a messenger RNA of Sphenostylis stenocarpa, 483 nucleotides long. The record is from the annotation of a GenBank genome assembly. NCBI's taxonomy places the organism in Eukaryota, Viridiplantae, Streptophyta, Magnoliopsida, Fabales, Fabaceae.
AUGGUGGACGCAACAGAACUUAGGUACUUGGAGGAUGAGGAUACACCACUCAUGAAAACUAUUAAGGGUGCAACGACGGGUUUAGUUGCUGGCACUAUCUGGGGUACUGUGGUUGCCACCUGGUAUGAUGUUCCUCGUGUUGAGAGAAAUGUUGCCCUUCCAGGGCUGCUUAGGACUUUCAAGAUGAUGGGCAACUAUGGUUUGACCUUUGCUGCCAUAGGAGGAGUCUACAUAGGUGUAGAGCAGUUGGUGCAGCACUAUAGGAUGAAGAGGGAUCUAGUCAAUGGAGCUGUUGGCGGAUUUGUUGCUGGUGCAACUAUUCUGGGUUAUAAAGGUAGGAGCAUCAAAACUGCACUUUCUGCUGGAUCAGCAUUGGCAUUCACAUCUGCAUAUCUUGAUUUCGGUGACCAGAGAAUAAAACACGACGAUGGGAAGGAGUAUGCUGCUUACACAACAAAGAAAAGAACCAGUACUGAUGAAUAA